Molecule: messenger RNA, 1775 nt
Organism: Williopsis jadinii
Lineage: Eukaryota; Fungi; Ascomycota; Saccharomycetes; Phaffomycetales; Wickerhamomycetaceae
Gene: PKP2
Product: protein kinase PKP2
Exons: 2
Coding region: 381-1775 (464 amino acids)
Biological process (GO): protein phosphorylation; regulation of glucose metabolic process
Cellular component (GO): mitochondrion
Molecular function (GO): pyruvate dehydrogenase (acetyl-transferring) kinase activity
Source: RefSeq, a predicted model, not a curated record
UCACGAGUUUGAACCAAUUGGUCAAAGCUCGUAGUGUAACAACAUUGUUCCUAUCGAAACACGACACUGCAAAGCCGUCGAUUUUAUCUUUCAGGGGGGCUCAUUUCGGUCUCUCACAACUACAUAAUUCUCUAUACUUUACCGUUAGAAUCUGGGAGGAGUUUUCACUCACGACAAAGCCAAAAAAAAACGAAAAGUCCCGUUGGUCCAAUUCCCCAGGUCCUGUUCCAUUGUGUAAGAGUACCGCUUCCCAUAAAAAACAGGUGAGGUGGGUUGGGACUGAAUUUGAAACUGAUUUCUCCCUCUUUCUCUCUUUAAUUUGCCCUUUAGAUCAGUAUAUUACGAUAGAGCAAGUUCAUAUUCAACAAGAAACAUAAGCCAUGAUAAGGACUUUGACCAGGAAUUUGGCGCAGAGACGCCUCUCUACGCUGUCGUACAAUAUUGCCCAGAUACCAAACAUCUCGAUCAAUUUGGGGCCUUAUCCCGUACAUUCGCCCUAUCUGAACCCUCAACACUAUUACCAGAACACAGUACUACAGACAUGGUCGCAAAAGACACCACAUCCUGUGACGCUUAUGCAUUUGGCACAGUAUGGUCGCUCGCUUACCAAGCAAAAGAUCAUCAUGAGUGCAAAUUUUGUGCGAUUAGAGCUGCCCAUCAGAAUCGCCAGGAAAUUGAUUGAGCUUCAGGAGCUGCCCUUUGAGGUGGUGAACAACUUCCAUCUAGCAAAAGUUUACGAGUCAUAUUACGAUAUCUUUGAGACAUUCAGAAAGUUCCCAGAGGUAAAGUCCAUUGAGGAUAACGAUGCAUUUUGUGCAAUGUUGGAGAACGUGCUAACAGAUGUUAAUUUGUUGAACUUGCCGAACUUGAUGAUGGGUGCUUUAGAAUGUUCCAUCUUGUCGUCGCUACCGAGAAAUCAGCUCGACGAACUCAUUUCUUCAUUACUUAGAGCUAGAAUCUCGAGGCGUCUGAUCAUUGAGGAGCACUUGUCUUUGACUAAGAACUACCAGGAUAAAAAGACACACUCUACCUCAAAGGAUCAGAAGACUCACAACGAGAUUGGUGAUAUUUUCUUCAAGUGCUCAGCUAGAGACCAUCUCGAGAUCACUGCUCAGAACGCUUCCAAAUUCACAGAAAACCUAUAUCCCGGUUUGAAGAUGCCAGAGCUGGUCAUUGAAGGUAACAGUGACCUCCAGUUCCAAUUUCUAACACCACACUUACACUUCAUGCUUGGUGAAAUCCUGAGAAACUCGUACGAAGCAACAAUGGCCCAUUUUGUCAGCCACAAUCCAAACCACAAGACGGACCAACCACCACCGGUGUCUGUAUGUCUCAUAGAUAACAAAGACCACGUUGCCUUCAGAUUCAGUGACCGUGGUGGUGGUGUGCCAAUAGAGCCUAUUGGCAAAGUGUGGUCUUUUGCUAAGGAUCCGACCCUUGCGAGAGCCUCCUUGGGCAACUUCCACAAGAUGGCACUAUGUACGCAGCCUCAGACCAGUCAGGCCGAUCAUGUGACGCAGGCUAGGGAAUCUCUCAUGAACACGUCAGUGGGUGGUAUUGACGAUAACUACAUGAAGGAGAAGACGUUGAUUAACCUGAUCCAAAGACCUGCAGAGUCUAAACUCGGGCUGGGACUGGCCAUGUGCAAAGUCUACGCAGAUUAUUGGAACGGUGACGUUGUGCUACACUCCAUGAAGGGUUACGGAACGGAUACUUACCUUAAGCUGGGUAAAUUGGGUUACUACAACGACAAGUUACAGCUGGACCGUGCAUAA